Messenger RNA from Chanos chanos (milkfish), 747 nucleotides. RefSeq names its product GTPase IMAP family member 7-like. NCBI's taxonomy places the organism in Eukaryota, Metazoa, Chordata, Actinopteri, Gonorynchiformes, Chanidae. Bases 1 to 747 code for a protein of 248 amino acids. The transcript has a single exon. The record is from RefSeq and is a predicted model, not a curated record. Gene Ontology annotation, molecular function: GTP binding.
AUGAUCCUCGGGAAGAGAGGAGAUGGUAAGAGCAGUAGCUGCAAUACCAUCUUUGGAGAGAAACUAUUCACUGUAAUAUCCUCACCCAGCUCUACAUCUGAUGCCUGUGAAGUUGAAACAAGGAUUGUCAAUGGGAAAAAACUAAAAGUCAUUGACACACCUGGAUUCUUUGACCCUGAUCUUUCCGAUGACAAACUGAAACAAGCAAUUGAAAAGAGUGUCACUCCGUUUAGAGUUGAUGUUUUUAUCAUUGUGCUUAGGGUGAGACUGUGCACGGUUCAAGAAGCCGACAUCAUUGAGAAAGUUGUGGUGAUGUUUGGAGAGGAUGUCCUUAAGUCUACAGUUGUCCUUUUUACUCAUGGUGAUCAACUUGAUGAUGAGCAGACCAUUGAGGAUUUUGUGGAAAAGAAUUCAGUCCUUAAGGACUUUGUGGAGAAGUGUGGGGGUCGCUGUCAUGUUCUUGAUAAUAAGUACUGGAAUCAGCAGAAGGAGGGGUACAGGAGUAACAGUGUUCAGGCAGAGAAACUGCUGAACACCAUAGAGAAGAUGGUUGGAGAGAAUAAAGGAGAAUGCAGCACAAUUGAUAUGUCUCAGAAUGAGGAGGAAGAACAGAACUUACUACCUGGAUCAAGACCACGCUCAACCACUUCGAGAAAUGCAGCGGAAAUUUUGAGACCAUUUACUGGCGCUAUUAGAAGGAUAAUAGACUGCAUAGUGAGGUUCUUUUUAUGUAACCGUGGCUCUUAA